AAUCUGACUGGGUUUUUUGCGCUCACUCAGUCAGGAGGACUUUAUAAACCACUUGGGAGGAGGAUACACUACCUUACUUUUAUCCUACCUGGUUAAAGGAGUUUUAUUUGUUCUUCGUAUUGUAGUUGGAUUAGUAUUGUCGCCUUGGGACAACAUGGAAAGCAACAGGCAAAUGAAAUUUCGCAUGCUUGUAUUGGUUCUGGUUUCAUUUUUCAUGAAGGAUUGCGCCUCAGACACCAUUCCAAAAGCACAGAGCGUAGCCUGGUCCUCCACCAAUUUUAAAUCUAUGUUAACAUGGAGUCCAAAACCAACGAAUUAUUCCUACACUGUUGAAUUUUCAGAAUUGGGCAAGGACAGACAACGGACACCGCACUGUAUCAGGACGAUGGAAACUGAAUGCGACCUGACUGCAGAGCUAGAAAACCUGAAGACUUAUUACAGCGCAGACAUCCUGUCUGAACCCAUGCGGGGCGUCUCCUCGGAUCUGGUUGAAUUCCCUCAUGUCAGCUCUGAGAAAUUCUCCCCUUAUCAUGACACUCUCAUUGGCAGACCAGAGUUUACAAUAGAAGUAAGCGAUGACAAAAGGAAGAUGACGCUGGAUGUAAAAGAUGUCUCCACGGCUCUCUUUAAUGAUCGUAAAGAGAGACUGAAUAUUCGGGAUGUUUUUGGGGACGACCUGCUUUAUAAGGUUACCUACAGGAAAGCAAAGAGCACUGGAAAGAAAGAGAAGACCAGUAAAAGCAACAUCAUUGAGCUGACGGAUCUGGACCAAGGAGUGAGUUACUGUUUCACCGUUCAGGUGUACCUACCCUUCCGCGCUCAAGACAAACAACACGGGGAGCUCAGCAACAUCCAGUGCUCUCCAGAAGGAGAACGAUCUAUCUUUGAAGAGUACGGCAUGGGUGUCAUCGUUGGAGCCAUUCUUAUCAUCAUUUUGGCAAUAACAGCUAUCAUUAUUGUCAUCGCGAUGUGCUGCAGACGAAGAAAGCAAGCGAAAAACACAGGAAAAGAGGGAUUACCAUUGAACGGUGUGUGAGGAGUUUGGGUACGUCUAAAUUGGACUCUCCCUUAUGAAGGGAGGAUGGCAUCCGGUUCCUCUAUAAAACAGUGUUUCUGUGAAACCUCAAAAUGUAGAUAUGUUAGACAUAUAUUUUAGCAAGACAAGACCUUUAUACUGUCAGGUGGUGGGUUCUUUAGUCUGGCACUGAAGUGUACUGUAUAGACGUUUUUAUAAACACUACCUAAUUUCACCUACUUGCUAACAAAUGGAAAUACUGUAUGAUUUAAGAUAGGGGUUUUUGUACACACUUGGGAGAAUCAAAAUCUGAUCUUAUUUUAUUAAAUGAAAAAAGUAAUUUAUUUUUUAGCUUAAUACUGUAAACUGUAUUCGUUUUUUGCAUAUGUGUUGUAACAGUGAAACGCUCUUCUAAUUUAAUUUUAACAUUGCAACUGUACAUGGUUAACCAUUAAUCAAAAAAAAAAAAAAAAAAAGUUAAAUCUGGUGUUUUGUUACCAUUUUGGUACACAAAAUGUAUCAUUAUACUACAGACCUGUGAAUUCAGUGGGAUUGGUACUGAUGUGGAUUUUAAACACACAAAUAAAAAAAUAAAUAUACAAUAAUGCA
Ctenopharyngodon idella (grass carp) is the source of this 1624-nucleotide messenger RNA. It is a transcript of the gene f3a, whose product is annotated as coagulation factor IIIa. Gene Ontology annotation, molecular function: protein binding. Gene Ontology annotation, cellular component: membrane. Bases 155 to 1036 code for a protein of 293 amino acids. Gene Ontology annotation, biological process: blood coagulation. Lineage: Eukaryota; Metazoa; Chordata; Actinopteri; Cypriniformes; Xenocyprididae. The transcript has 6 exons. The record is from RefSeq and is a predicted model, not a curated record.